AUGGCAGGUACAAGAGGGAGAGGGGAAAUGGUGGGCGUGGAUGCCUCCGUCGGGGAAGAAGAAGGCGAUCGCGGCGAUGCGAUCCUGCGCUCGCUUCCUCGCGCUCCGGCAAACGCUCCCGAAGAAGGAUAUGAAGUCGAAUGCGUCGACGAAUGCCCAUACAUCAAGUUUCAACACGCUUCAAAGCUUAGCAUCGCUCCGCUGCUCAACGCUUCGUCUUCUUCUGCAGCUUCACUGCCCGCCCCCCUGCGCGCCGGGAGGUGUACAGACAGCCUGUGUCUUCUGCACUGUUGCGGCGUACUGCUUCUGCCUGGACUCGACAGCCUCGUCGCGGUCGACGCGACAGAAGCUGCUUGCGGAACUCUCAUUUCGCGAGGCCGCCUUCCGCUGCGUGCGUCGGGAGAGGACCACGCCGAGAAAGGUGCCUUUCCCUCUCUUCUUCUCCUGAGCCCCGACGCGCGGCUGCUGGCGGUUGCCGUCGGCCACCAACUGAAGCUCGUCCAAAUCGGCGUGUGCCGACAUGCGACAGCUGCGAAGAAGGGCUGUGGAAACUCGGUCGAAAAGAGCGAGGAUGUCGGUGCUGGCGAGAAGCAGAAGCCGUGCUGCAUUUUCGAGGAGGCGGACGUCCUCACCCUGGCGCGUUUCCCCUCCCCCGUGAAAGACAUCUCUUGGUUUUCUGCGCCCGCUGGAGAAGGACACGCAACCCACACAGUCGGCGAAGGCGAACGAGGAGAGACGGAAGCGCUGGUGGGGUUAGCUGUCUUGACAGCCAAUGGAGAAGCUUUCCUUUUGUCUCCGAAUGCUGCUCGGGCCGUUCCGCUCCCUGCGCACGGCCUCGCGAUCCAAGCCUUGCCGACGGGACUGGGGGACGCCGAGAAGGGACAGGACGGCCGGUGGGGACACGCGCCCCUUACCGCGGUUGUAAGCUGCUGUGCGCCGGCGUCCCUUUGGCUAGUUGGUCUCCAAGGGAGCGAGGCGCCGCUCCCAGGAGGCAGCGGCGAGCACGGUGACCAGCUGUACGACUUUGGAGACGGAAAAGAGAGACAGGAGACCGUGAAGGGGGCGGCAAGGCAGGGGACACGGAGAAUUCGAAUUGAGGGCCUCGCCGCAAUACCCGGAUACGAGGACGAGGCCCAAGCACUCCAGAAAGGGCUGGGCCGCAUCGUGGGCGUGCACCUUCUCGCGUCUUCCGCCCCAGACGCGGCGGAUGUCGAGGGCCCUCUGCCGCUGGCGGUCGCGUGGUUCGCGCCCGAUGCUGAGCUGUCGGUCGGCGACGACGAGUGGGAGAAGCCGGAAGUUGCGCGCGACAGUCUCGUCGAGCCGCGCGCGGAUCCGCUGCAGGAGGUCCGUGACGCAGACUGUGAAGAGUCGUGGAGCAGUUUCCUGUUCUUUGGGUUCCUUUUCCGGCGCGCUGGCGCGCUCGAGGGCGGGGACGCGAAAGCUGGACGAGGCGAGCCCGCGAACGAGGCUGGCGAUGCAGACGCCGUUUGCUUUCACAUCUACGCAGCGAGUCGCAAUGAACUGUUCUUGCGGUCAGUCACCGCGUCCACGCUCUGCCGGUUCCUCUGGAUUCCCACGUGGCAGUGUUUGUGGGUGUUCACGAACGCGUGCACGCAAAUCAUUUGCUUCGCACUUCCCCACGUCUUCUCCCGGACGCCGUCUUCCACACUCCCCGCGCCGCGCGCCUCCUCGCUGGUCGGGUCGGACGCGCUGACCUGGCGCUGCUUCACGAUGCCCGAGGGCCGAGGCCUCGAGACUGCAGACGAAGACGCAUUUCCCCAGGGGCUCGCACUCUUUGUCGACUUCCAAGAGAAAAUGUUCAGAGAGCAGGCAACCACAGACACGCCUCCCCUCGAGCACCCGCCGGUCUUUUUCCUUCUUCAGUCCGACGGCCAGGUCUGUGUCCAUUUGGCAGACUGCUGCGAAUGCUACGUGGACGACGAGGGCGUCGGACAGGAGAAACGGCUGCUCCCUCGUCUCGGGUGGACGCCAGCGUCCCCCCCGUCUUCCUCGCUUUUGACGGCGUGGAGGGAAGCGCGGAGGCGCACCCGAGAGAGGACAGAAUCCUCGGCAACAACCGCCACGGCGCUCCCUCCGAUUGCGGCGUCUUCGCAGGCUCCUCUUGCUUCGCCGCUCUUCGCUUCUCUGCAGCAGGGACAGCCAACCCCGUCUCUUUUCGGAACACCAGACACAAGCGCUUCGUCAGGGCCGUCCCUCUUCUCUUCCUCGUCAGGGCCGUCCCUCUUCUCUUCCUCAUCGGGGCCGUCCCUCUUCUCUUCCUCAUCGGGGCCAUCCCUCUUCUCUCCUUCGUCAGCACCUUCUCUGUUUUCUUCAUCUUCCUCCGCUUCCCCUUCUUCUUUGUUCACUGCGGUAAAGAACCAGGGGGAAACAAGGAAGGCCAGCAGUCUGUUUCCAAGCGAGGACCCGAAGCCGGUCCCUCCUGGUUCGUCUGCUCAAUCUUCUUCUUCUCAAUCGUCAGCUUCGGCCUCCAACAGUCGGCACCACCAUGGCGCGAAGUCUGCCCCCGCAGCGAAGCCUUCGAGAGAGAAAGGCGAGAGGAAGAACGACCCGGCGCGAGCGGAGUUGCAGCGCACGGCGCAUGCAAACCCUGCAGGGACCGUGUCUCAGAAGAAGGGGAGCUCGUGCAUGCACUGUGGGGCGGAGGCUGGUGGCCGCGGCGGCACCCGAGACGCGGAGAGACGGCGAGAGAACAGAGAGGAAGAGAAGAGACGGCGGCGAGAGAACAGAGAGGAAGAGAAGAGACGGCGGCGAGAGAAGAGAGAGGAGGAGAAGAGGCGACGACGAGAGGAAACGAAGAGCACGUCUCUCGACCAAGCAGCGAAAUCAACAAGCGAGAUUGCUCAGGCGACGCUCCAAGCUGCUCUGGGGAGCAAGGGAGGGAAAGGCGAGCGAGAAAAAACAAGGAGGCGCAUUUCCUGGACUCAAGAGCAAUCGGAGAUGAUGCACUUGCUCGACGAGUUCGACGAGAAAAAGGGCGCUUUCUGCUCCUUCGCCCGCUUCCUGCCGUCCUCUCUCUUCCGGCCCCUUCUUCUCUCUGCUCGCUGCUUUGAGACCGCUUUGCGAAACGAAGAACGCCGAGAUGUCCUCCGCGACUCUUCCUCUUCUUCCGCUGCUCUUGCUUCGCUUUUGGCGGGCCGCGAAGGCGACGCGAAGCCGUCUGAAGGACGGCCAAAAGAGCACAGGGGUCUGUUUUUGUUGCCAAUCGCUGCUGAGAGGCUCGUGUGCACUGGGAAAAUGACAAACAAGUUGGGGGCGGAACAGGCGAAAAUGCGCGAGAAACAAGACCAGGAAACACAACUGGUGGCGAAGCUUCAAGCGGCUCAGCAGCAUCUCGUGGCCUGGCGCAGCUGCCUCGAGGCCGUCCGAGGGCACCUGCUGCUGCGCAUGCAGGCGGGCGAGUGCAGACGCGAGACUCGCGAAGGGGACGGGGCAAAUGGAGAAACUGCAAACGGAGAGCCUGGGAAUGAAAAACAAGUUACGGAGAAACAAGUCGUGGCGUCCAUCCAGACGCUGCAGAGGGAAUCGGCGGAGCGCGAAACUCUGUUUCUAGCCCUUCGCACGCUCCUCACGGAGCCCCACAACGGAGGAGAGUCGACGAACACCACAGACCCGGAGCACACCGUAACACGGUUGGAAGCUGCGCUCGUGCGAGCAGAGCGCCGUCUUCUUCUCUUGCUCCAGCGCUUUCGCUUCUACGGUUCCUGUCAGCCCCGUCGUGCGUCCGCGCUUCGGACGGAUUCUGGAAAUCCUCUCGAGCAUCGGCCCGCCUUGCCUGCGCCCGUUCCUUCGCCCGACAGCCGAGAGGGCUCUUCGUCCCUCGCGUCUGCUGACUUCUCUGACCGCCCCUUAUCAGCGUCGCGCUGCAGAGCGGAAGUUGCAGAAGAGCGAUCGAAUCGAGGAAGCGUGGUGGAGGCAGCCGCCCAGUCUUUUGGCCGCGCAAAGAGACCCGGCAGCUCGUUUGGCCUUCGAUUCGACUUGCUCGAAGACGAGACGCGAGACAAGAGACAAGACGGAGAAGAGUCGAGCAGCGCUCGGCUUCUCGCCCCUGGGAGUUGUCCCUCGUCGCCCUUUCCUGCUGUUUCGCGCUCUUCUGCCUCUGAGUCAGCGGCCGAGGUGGACGGUAGGGCGUCCCCGCGGAAGGACCAGUCGCAAGCCGCUGUGUCUCCGCCAUCCGCGUUCCACCUUUCGCUCUUUGGAUCGGCUCCGCCGAGAUGUGCAGCAACUGUCCGCCGAUCGCACUUCCCGCUGGGCGCCGGGGAAGCCGGCGUGUACAGACUCCUGGGGCGUGAAGGCGAGUUUCUUGGAACGCAUGCAGAGACGCCGCAUGCGGCGGGCCUCGCGAACGAGCUCCAGCGCUCAAUUAGCACGUUCCUCUCUUCUGUUCGCCAACUGGAAACCGCCUUGGCAAAGCUGGAAUGGCGUGCGACAGAUCUGCAGUCGCCCCCUCGCGCCUCGGCCCCUGCUUCCUCGGCGCCCUCGUCCUCUCACGUCUCGUUUGCGGCUUCACUGGAUCGUCUUGCCUCGAGUCUCGCAGAAACGCCGACGCGCACUGGUGGAGCAACGGUGGAUGCUCAGGCCAUCGCGGAGACAGGCAAACACGACUGCAUGCAGCGGUCGGUCGGGCGAGACAGGGACGAGCGAGAGAAUCUGAUCUCUGCUUCUUCCCUGAGAGAACAGACGCUGCGGCGGGAGGAAAGACGACGAAUGCGCAUGCAACUUCUCGAGGAGUGGCGCGCAACGUCGAGCGCCGACCAAGACGAGGAAGAAACUGAAGAAGACACAGAGGAAGAAGAGGCCAGCGAAGAGGAAGAAGAAGAGGAACAAGAGGACGAGGAAGAGAGUGCCGCUUUUGAAAUUUUGGAGGAGUCGAGCUCAGUGACUUACAACGAAGAAGAGGAAGACAGCGACGACAGUUGGGAACCUGCAUCUCCGCGCCUCGCUUGA
Neospora caninum is the source of this 4965-nucleotide messenger RNA. RefSeq lists its product as hypothetical. Bases 1 to 4965 code for a protein of 1654 amino acids. NCBI's taxonomy places the organism in Eukaryota, Apicomplexa, Conoidasida, Eucoccidiorida, Sarcocystidae. The record is from RefSeq and is a predicted model, not a curated record. The transcript has 8 exons.